Messenger RNA from Trachymyrmex cornetzi, 2616 nucleotides. It is a transcript of the gene Atf6, whose product is annotated as bZIP_ATF6 domain-containing protein ATf6. The transcript has 7 exons. Gene Ontology annotation, biological process: regulation of transcription by RNA polymerase II; endoplasmic reticulum unfolded protein response. Gene Ontology annotation, cellular component: nucleus. The coding region runs from base 243 to 2564 and encodes 773 amino acids. The record is from RefSeq and is a predicted model, not a curated record. Gene Ontology annotation, molecular function: DNA-binding transcription factor activity, RNA polymerase II-specific; RNA polymerase II cis-regulatory region sequence-specific DNA binding. Lineage: Eukaryota; Metazoa; Arthropoda; Insecta; Hymenoptera; Formicidae.
AAAACUGGCAUUAAUUGCUGUGAGAAACUGCUCUCAGAAACUGUCAGGAACUGUCAGAUAUCAGAAUAGAAGGAUAUCUUUAUAGCCAUCACAGCAGUUAAAUGUCAUCACAGAUAUAAACAUAAAUAUAAACAUACUCAGCUCUCACUGUGUCAUUAAUUUGAGUUUGAAUUUUUUCAUUGAGUGUUUCAAUAUAUAAAAUUCCACGUUUACCAUCGAGGCACGCUUUGUUAAGUGGAAACAUGCCGAGUAUAGAAUUUGGACAACGAAACAACGGCGGAAUUACGGCAUCUGAGGCACAAAUGUUUCCAGAGUUCGAAUUUUUAGAAGGAAGCAAUCAGUUUGUUUCUGAUGAUCUUUUUCAAUCAUGGAGUUCUGAAUUAGGAAUACCUAUUAUGCCAGAAGGAGAUAUGAUGUUGGAUUAUGAUAAAACUACAAAUGAAGGAGUGAAAAAUAUUUUUGACUUAUGGACCCCCUUUAAAGAAUAUACAUAUAUAUAUAUAUAUAUAUACAUAUAUAAAGUAUUAUCUUUUAGAAAUAAUUAUUUACCUGGAAUUUUUAUAGGAUUGGAGGAAAUAGACGAGAUAAGAAAUGAAAUUAAAUUUGAACCUGAAAGUCCAACUGUACAAUUUCCACUAUCGCCCAGUAGCCUUAACCAUUCAGAAUCUAAUGAUUCAGAUAGGCAAGUGAAAUGUUCGAUGCAAGAAGCGUCAAACUGUACAAUGCAAAAUAUAAAAGCAGAAUUUACUUUAGAGACACCAAUAAUUUCUUCUCCGCAAUGCACAUCUCCAUUAUCACAAUCACCUCAAUCACCUUUAAGUUCAUCAAGUGUAAUGCAACAAAUUAAAUUCAUACCUGUUAGUAAAGAAGACACAGAGCCUCCAAAAUAUGGUAUACUCGCAAAAGCGGAUUUUGCGAAGCAAGCUCAUAUCCAACCUAUAAAUAUUUCACAAAAUAUGAAAUAUGGCGAGCCUCAAAAUACUAUUUUUCUCCAAGACAUUGGAACAUUUGCACAGAACGCAAAUUUACAGCAAAUAUUGUAUCCUUCAAAACUUCGGAUAUUACCAACAAAUAAACAAAAUUCAUUGAAUAUUAACUCAACUGAUAAAACGGAAACUACUACAUUUCAGUUACCACAGAAUGUAAAAAUAAUCAAUACUAUACCAAACAUUUGUCCAACGAAUACUACGGAGUCAAUAGAUACUUCUACUAUUUUAAAUAAUGGAUCUGUGAAAAGUAACAAUAUUGUUGUUUCAAACAAAACUGUAAGUUAUACACCAUUUCAAGUAAUGCAGAAUAAAAUAAACUCCAAUUCGUUAAUUGUACAAAAUGAAGCGAUUGAUCUUGUGAAUUUGCCAAAAAACAAUCAAGAAUAUAAAUUAAAGGCAUUAAAAAGACAACAAAGAAUGAUAAAAAAUAGAGAAUCUGCUUGUCUCUCACGAAAGAAGAAAAAGGAAUAUGUAUCUUCUUUGGAGAAACAAGUAUCUGAGUUGAAGGAAGAGAAUAAACAAUUAAAAUCGGAAAAUACAAUUUUAAAACAGAGACUGUUAGAAAUGGAAAACAAUAUCACAAAUAAUAACAAGCAUAAAAAUUUCAAUUUUAAUCCCUUGAAAAAGAAAAUAAAGGGAAGCGCCGUUAUUCUUUUCGGUAUAAUUUUCAUGGUGUCUUUCAACGUUGACGGCUUUAGGGCAACACUUUCACAAAAUGUACAUUUUAAAACUGAAUCUGAUAGUUUAUCAGUAUCUAUAGCAAAGGAUAAACAUAGCAGAAGAUUGUUCUGGACGGUAGAUGAAACCGAUAACAAUAUAGAAGAUCGAAUUGAAGAAAGUUUUAAUAAAAGUAUACCAAUACACCAACCAAUAUGUCCAAUGUAUAUUAAUCAGAGUGAGUCCAUACGUUUAGACAACGAAUUAAGACGAUGGAUCGUUGGUGAAUCUGAUCAAGAUAAUCAGACUGCUCUAAGGAAAACGAAGUUACAGACAAAUUCGUUAAAUGUAUCGUUGUCGAGAUCACCAUUGGAAGAAAAAACUAGAAAGAAAUUGUACCUAUCACGAGAUAGGAAAAUAAAAACUAUGCAUAAAAUGAUCGACAUUCCUGCCGUUAAUCAGUAUUCAGAUAAUAAUGCAAUUGAGAUCUUUUCUCCAAUAUUGAGCGAACAUGCCUCUUUAUUUGAAGCUUUAGGAAGAAAAGAUGAUACAUUUUAUGUUGUCUGGUUUAGUGGCGAACACUUAUUAUUGCCAGCUUCCCGGAAGAAUAACACAGCUAGACCUAAAAUGUCUUUAGUUCUACCUGCUGUAUCUAUAAACGGUACAUUUUCAACGCCACCUAAUCAUAUAACAAUGAUGCAAAUUGAUUGCGAGGUAACUAAUACGCAACUGCUACAUUUACAACAAUCCAUUAUACCUGUCCAUUUACGAAACAAUAAACCUACGAGUCAAUCGAAUCAAUCUCAUUCUGUUGAGGAUAUAGACAAUCCAUCUGCAGAUAAUAUCACUAGAAAUUACAAACCGUACUUUUUGAAAGAAGCAAACAGAAAACAUCGGUAUAGAAAACACUUUAUGUAAUAAUUACAUAAAUAAAAAAAAAUUAGAAAUUUUAACAUUUUGUGUAAUAAGA